AUGACGGUUCCAUGCCAUAUCCGGGACUCAGCUUCCCAGCUCUUCUAUCAGGACCAUCAAUCUCCCCCAUACCAAGCCCUCCUAACUAUCACUGAGCUCCCGCAUCCAGCCCGUUCCAUUAUAGGAGCGUUCCUCAUAGAUGCGCAGGAUCCCCAGGAAGCAGCCCGCUACUUUUUGCGGGAGACCGCAAUUGGUGGGACCUCCCAAUCCGCCCCAACAAAAACGAUUACGGAAUUCCUCUCGGACUGGAAAUAUUUGAUCAACCUGUAA
Penicillium mononematosum is the source of this 270-nucleotide messenger RNA. RefSeq lists its product as uncharacterized. The transcript has a single exon. Bases 1 to 270 code for a protein of 89 amino acids. NCBI's taxonomy places the organism in Eukaryota, Fungi, Ascomycota, Eurotiomycetes, Eurotiales, Aspergillaceae. The record is from RefSeq and is a predicted model, not a curated record.